Messenger RNA from Hyaloscypha bicolor E, 1098 nucleotides. RefSeq lists its product as uncharacterized. Lineage: Eukaryota; Fungi; Ascomycota; Leotiomycetes; Helotiales; Hyaloscyphaceae. The transcript has a single exon. The record is from RefSeq and is a predicted model, not a curated record. The annotation marks the transcript as partial.
AUUUGUCCAAAUCCAAUCACGCUCACCACAUCCGGCAUCGAAGGCAUUUUCGAUAUCCAAAGAGUCAUAAUCACCAUGCCGCAUGCUGAGCAACUUCAGCACCAGGUGGAAAGUGCGGUGCAUGAAAGCGAGAAGAUCAGCGGCGAGUGUACUAUCAGUACUGGACUUUCUACGAUAGCAGUCAAAUUUUCUUGUGCUGUCGGUGAUUUGCGGAAGGAGCUGAACGUGUGUGACGUUGUAAGACAAGCGUUGUUUGACGAAGAAGUGGAGGGACGGGCACAAGGGUCAACACAGACUGAGCAACCACUUACCCCAGGACAAGAAAGCACAAACUAUUACAACAAACUCACUUCGAUAUCGUCUGGCUUAAUGCGACAAGGAUCUCCAGCGACUGGAGCCACCGAGAAUGAAGAUGUUAAGAAAGAUGUUCAGAAUGAAGAGACUCAGAUUCAAGCCUCUGGCCAGACUGAAGAGCAGAGAAGGGUGACCGCCAUGCUGGACUUUGUCCAAGAAAGUGACCUCAACUUUAUUGUCGGUGAAUGGGUUCUAGCAAGAUUCACAGGUGCUGAAGGAGCAAAAUGGUUCCUUUGCCAACUCGAACUCGGCUCCACGCACAAUUAUUAUGGACGAAGAAUUGCUACGGACGAGAUUGACUUCAAGACUGUAGUGCCGGAGUCCGGACUUAUGGGACACUGGAAGAACUACAUGGAGAACAAGAAAGCAGAGCUGUGCCGAGUUGUGAGUAUAUUCGUUCACGCACGCGAUGCUCGAAGGUAUGCAGACGAGGUAGCCGGCCCAGAAAAGGAGAAAAAGGACAGAGAGGCACCGGAUAAGACUGAGGAAGAUGAAGAUUCAGACAACGCAAGGUCAGACCCCAAGGAGAGGCUGAUGGACUUUAUCAAACGAGGGACACACAUCGGCGCGGGAAUUGUGCAAACUGUUACCGACAGGUGGGGGGAGAGACUGGAUGGGAUGUUGAGUGACACCAUCCUUCAGAAGGUGCAGAAAGACUUGAGGGCUGCAAUCGUAAAUUUGAAUGAGAACAAGGAUUUAUUGCCGGCUAUGUUUCUGAGUGGAGUCAAGGUUCAUAUGUUCUGA